AGAAAAAUGAAAAAUAAAAAAAAGGAGGUAAGAAAAGGUUGCAUGUGAGGAUUAUUUAUUUAAUUUUGGUGGGGCUGAGAAUGAGAUGAGACUUUAGACUAGAGUAAGCCCAACCUGUAUUGCCCAAGUGUGACUUCUUUUACCACGUGACCUCAUACUGUCACACGCAAGCACAUACAUGGACAUGACCCAUCCUUGGGAGGAGCUCAAAGCUCCAUUGGCCAUGGCAAUGGAAUGACCCAGCCCUCACUCCACCUAAAACCUUCUAGAUUUCCUCUCUCUCUCUCUCUCUCUCUCAAACGACAACAAUGUCGCUGUCGUGCGGCGUGGAAUGCGUGCUGAUUUUGGGCUGUAUGCGUUGGGCCUGGAAACGCUGCACCUACGUCGGCUCCGACGACAGCGCCACCUGGCCCAACGCCACUGCCGACGAUUUCGAACCCGUUCCCCGCAUCUGCCGUCUUAUCCUGGCGGUCAACGAGCCCGAUCUUCGAAAUCCUCAAUUCAUUACCCCACGCUCCGGCCACCGCCUCAACCCAGACUGCCGCAUCAAGCGAGUCACAUACGAGCAGACCCAAGGCCGAUCACCGCCCUACAUCAUCUACAUCGAUCACGAACACCGCGAGAUCGUCCUUGCCAUUCGUGGUCUCAAUCUGGUGAAGGAGAGCGACUACAAGCUUCUGUUGGACAAUCGAAUCGGUAUGCAGAUGUUCGAUGGGGGUUACGUCCACCAUGGGCUCCUCAAGUCGGCCAUUUGGCUCCUGAACGAGGAGUCUGAAACGCUAAAGCGUCUGUGGGUGGAGAAUGGUUCGGAGUACCGGAUGGUGUUCGCAGGCCACUCCUUGGGGUCCGGCGUGGCGGCGCUUUUGACGGUGAUUGUGGUGAACCACAGGGACCGAUUGGGUGGGAUUCCGAGGAGUAAGGUUCAGUGUUAUGCGAUUGCUCCUGCUCGGUGUAUGUCCCUUAACUUGGCCGUUAAGUAUGCUGAUGUUAUCCAAUCCAUUAUCUUACAGGAUGAUUUCUUACCGAGAACAGCUACGCCAUUAGAAGAUAUAUUCAAAUCAGUCUUCUGCUUGCCCUGCUUAUUAUUUUUGGUGUGUUUAAGAGAUACCUUCAUUCCAGAAGGUAGAAAACUUAGAGACCCUCGAAGACUUUAUGCUCCAGGAAGAAUGUAUCAUAUUGUGGAGCGAAAAUUUUGCAGAUGUGGGAGAUUUCCCCCAGAAGUCAGGACUGCCAUUCCUGUUGAUGGGAGAUUCGAGCAUAUUGUAUUAUCAUGUAAUGCCACAUCCGAUCACGGACUUAUUUGGAUAGAAAGGGAAGCAGAGAAGGCUUUAGGAAUAAUGAAGGAAAGUCAUUCAGAUACUAUAACUACACCUCCAAAAGUGCAAAAACUGGAAAGGCUGCAGACCUUUGAAAAAGAGCACAAAGAUGCUUUAGAAAGGGCUGUUAGUUUGAAUGUACCUCACGCUGCCACCUCAGAUUCAGAUGAAGAACCUCAUGAUGACCAAAAUACAAGUCAGAAUGAAAACUCUGCAGAAACUUCAAUGGAGUCGGGUCAGGGAAGGACUAACUGGAAUGAAGUAAUUGAGAAGCUUUACAAGAAAAAAGUGUCUGGAAGUGUACAACAAACUAGUGAUACCAAUGACCCAAAACAAUAGCACCUUCCAUUUAUGUUCUUUCCUGCUUGUGGUUAGGAUUAGUUUGUGUGUCAUCACUGGUUCCCAUUUUUCAAAACGCUAGGUUUUGUAUGUUAUAUCAUGUAUCAAUCUAUGAUGUCAGGUUAAUAUCAGACAAAACCGCGUCUAUUAAUCCCUUGACCAUAAGAGAACAAACCAUACUAAGGAAAACAUAAUAUAGGAAUUUACUUCGCUUGAGAGGCACCAGGUCAUCAGCUCUGAUUUUUUUUAUUUUUUUGAAUAUUAUUUUGUAGUGUGUGCAUUUGUUCUGUAUAUACAUUAUUGACAUAUAAAUGGUACAGCAACGUGAUUUUUGCUGCCGAA
Messenger RNA from Cannabis sativa, 1997 nucleotides. RefSeq lists its product as uncharacterized. The record is from RefSeq and is a predicted model, not a curated record. Lineage: Eukaryota; Viridiplantae; Streptophyta; Magnoliopsida; Rosales; Cannabaceae. Bases 309 to 1655 code for a protein of 448 amino acids. The transcript is spliced from 5 exons. Gene Ontology annotation, biological process: lipid catabolic process.